Physella acuta is the source of this 471-nucleotide messenger RNA. RefSeq names its product prostatic spermine-binding protein-like. Lineage: Eukaryota; Metazoa; Mollusca; Gastropoda; Physidae. The record is from RefSeq and is a predicted model, not a curated record.
AUGACGCAAUUUGCAUCAUUCUUUCAGGAUGCUAUGUGGCGCUCUGGGUUGUACUGUGAGCACUAUGGCGCCUAUGAUCAGGAUCAGGAUCAGGAUCAGGAUCAGGAUCAGGAUCACGAUCAGGAUCAGGAUCAGGAUCAGGAUCAGGAUCAGGAUCAGGAUCAGGAUCAGGAUCAGGAUCAGGAUCAGGAUCAGGAUCAGGAUCAGGAUCAGGAUCAGGAUCAGGAUCAGGAUCAGGAUCAGGAUCAGGAUCAGGAUCAGGAUCAGGAUCAGGAUCAGGAUCAGGAUCAGGAUCAGGAUCAGGAUCAGGAUCAGGAUCAGGAUCAGGAUCAGGAUCAGGAUCAGGACCAGGACCAGGAUCAGGAUCAGGAUCAGGAUCAGGAUCAGGAUCAGGAUCAGGAUCAGGAUCAGGAUCAGGAUCAGGAUCAGGAUCAGGAUCAGGAUCAGGAUCAGGAUCAGGAUCAGGAUUAG